GACAUCAACAACUUUUUUUUUUUUUUUUUGCAGUCAGAAAGCCUCCACAUUGUUACCUAUUUAUCGGCAAGGUUCUUAUCGGACACAGACGCCAAAUAUCCGAUAUACACAUCGCCAUCAUGGCGGACGCAACUACCACCAGAACGCCUCCUAAGCCCGUCCACACGAUCGUGCUCGAUGCCGGCCCAAUCCUUAAGAAUACCCCGCCACUUUCGACCCUUCUCGCCCAAAGCGAAGAACUCCUCAUUACUCCCUCAGUUGUGAACGAGAUUCGGGAUCCUGCGGCUCGCCAGCGUGUUGAAACUCUAUAUCUGCCCUUUCUGAAGCAGCGCACCCCGACUCCCAAGAGUGUUGCUGUGAUUAGCGAGUUCGCCCGCAAGACUGGUGACCGGGCCGUGCUCAGUAGAACUGAUCUGGAGGUUAUCGCCCUCGCCUAUGAAAUCGAAUGUGAGCGUAACGGCGGCGAUUGGAGACUGCGCAGCGUACCGGGCCAGAAACAGGUGAACGGCAAGCCGCCUGCUUCGGUUGCGCAGGAGGACAAAUCUGAGCAAGAAGCCGGCAAGCCUGCCGACGAGAAGGCUGAGGAGAUCACAGAGAGCAAGAACACCGAGGCGGAAGCGGCGAGCACCGAAGUUGAUGCUAUCGCGGAGGGCCUGAAGGAUGCGAAGCUGGAGGAAUUGAACGUCGCAGAGAAGGAGCUUGAGACGGAGGUUGUCGUCGCAGAGAACGCGGAACUUCCAGCAGAAGAUGAGGAGGAAGGCUCUGACGAUGGCGACGAUGACGAUGGCUGGAUUACGCCCUCGAACUUGAAGAAGCGGCAGGCCCGCGACGAAGCCAGCUCUGUGUCUGCGGCCCCCGAGCCAAAGGUCAUGCAAGUCGCUACCAUGACCACUGAUUUCGCGUGUCAAAAUGUUCUACUCCAAAUGAACCUCAAUCUUCUCUCGACCACCACGCUGCAGCGCAUUCGACACCUGAAGUCCUUCAUCAAGCGCUGCCAUGCUUGUUUCUCUACUACCAAGGAUAUGAACAAGCAAUUCUGCCCGCGCUGUGGUAAGGAUACCCUCACUCGGGUGUCUUGCACGACCAAUUCAAACGGGCAGUUCACAAUGCACCUGAAGAAGAACAUGCAGUGGAACAACCGAGGAAACGUCUACAGCGUUCCUAAGCCAGUUCAUGGCAGCUCCAACGGAAAGUGGAAGGGCGGCGGUGGCAAGGGUGGUUGGGGUACGGAGCUCAUCUUCGCGGAGGAUCAGAAGGAGUACAGUCGCGCCACUGUGGAGCAGAAUCGCAGAAUGCGUAAAGAGCACGACCUCAUGGAUGAGGAUUAUCUCCCCAGUAUCCUCAGUGGCGAGCGUAAUAGACAUGGUCGCGUGCGUGUAGGAGCUGGCAGGAACGUGAACUCGAGAAAGCGGUAAUGAUGGUAACUGGAUUCGCUGCUUUCUUUCUUCUCCUCUUUGCAUCCAUUUGGAAUGGCGUCUGGCAUAAAAGUUUGAUGACCCUUCGGCUGUUUUCAAAGGGUCUUGACGACUACGGGAUUAUGAUGGUGAUUUGACUUUCGGUGGCUUGAGGUAGACAUGCUACAUGUACAUGCACUACGCAAUGGACAUAGAUGGAACAAAUGCCUUUCCAUUGGUAGAUGGUAAAUUAUGACCGAGAUAAAUCACCAAUAAAUGGGCAGCAAGAAUGAUAUUACUUUUCCCACAUGUGAAAUCAUCGGACACCGCACAAACUGGAAAGAUAAAAAGAAAUGGUUUGAUCAUCCAUUCAAAGACCAUUGAUAACCCCAUUCGCCAAUAAAUGAUUCAAA
Aspergillus homomorphus CBS 101889 is the source of this 1807-nucleotide messenger RNA. Its product is annotated as rRNA-binding endoribonuclease. The transcript has 2 exons. Gene Ontology annotation, cellular component: preribosome, small subunit precursor. Gene Ontology annotation, biological process: ribosomal small subunit biogenesis; maturation of SSU-rRNA. Gene Ontology annotation, molecular function: RNA endonuclease activity. NCBI's taxonomy places the organism in Eukaryota, Fungi, Ascomycota, Eurotiomycetes, Eurotiales, Aspergillaceae. Bases 120 to 1415 code for a protein of 431 amino acids. The record is from RefSeq and is a predicted model, not a curated record.